Messenger RNA from Astrephomene gubernaculifera, 1092 nucleotides. The record is from the annotation of a GenBank genome assembly. NCBI's taxonomy places the organism in Eukaryota, Viridiplantae, Chlorophyta, Chlorophyceae, Chlamydomonadales, Astrephomenaceae.
CUGGAAGAUAAAUGACGAAAUGUUGGCAUCCGUCAUAUCCGACAUGCCGCGACGGUUCACGCCAACGCCCGUCGUACUCAACCUGGUUCUGCUGGUAGGCUUCCUGCUAGCAUGCUUAACCGAUUUGCUACGAUUCUGCCUGACGCUUACGCUCGACCGCAUAUUGCCCUAUCAUUUAGGAAGGGUGCAGGGUCGGAGGUCAGGGUGCUCAGUAUGUCCCUGCGAUCCGGCAAAAAGCGCAAGCUUAUCGUAGACCACGAAGCAGAGAAAAGCAUCUAUGGAAGCUUUGUUUCUGCUGCAAACGCCGUCAGCACGCUCUACUCCCAAGCUGUUCAGCAGCAAAGGCGUGCUUCAGCACAAGCAUCAAGACAGGCGUUGGAGCGUGUGGUUGCCUUCCUUCUAGCCCAAAAUCCUGGGUCGGAGGUGGUGUCAAAGGCGGUCCUUCUCCAAUUCCUUCAACAGGAGUACGAGAGCAUUGAGGGCGGCGAGCAUCUGCCGCACGCCUUCCCAGCACCCCAAAUCUCUGUCGUCGGGCCAGGCAGCGAGGCGCAUCCCGAGCAGGCUGGGUUCAGCGGGAAGCCCUCCCGCAGCUACUUCUCCAGCACGCUGGGUGUCAGCCCCUCGCGGCGAACGCACAGCGGUGGCGUAGACGGCAUGGACGCCUCGGACGGUGUGGGGCAGCAGCAGAUGGCGCCGCAGCCACCGGCACCGCAGGAGCUACACGCCUUUGGUCCUUUCCAAGCUGGGCCGUUCCCGGCGCACUUGGGGCAAUCACACCCGCAGUGAUGGCGGUCUGCGGCAGUGCGGAGACUUGUGCAAAGGAUCAGGUGUUUUACGUUGCGGGGUAUGGGUGCGGCUGAGGUGCAGGAUAUGCUUUUGCAGGAUGGGUCAUGUCGGCUGGCAAUGGGGCAGCAAUUAGGGGUGUUAACCAUACCUGCCGUUUGGGGUGGGGGUAAACAGAACGAAAGUAACUCACCGUAUGGGGUGUGGCGUGGGCGUCAAGAGCCAACCGGUUCACGGCCGGCCUAAUGGAUAGAAAAAAUGCACGGCUAUGGGGUAGAGUAGAUACAAUUACAUUCUGUACUUUUAUUA